This is a messenger RNA of Conger conger (European conger), 4959 nucleotides long. Its product is annotated as 2-oxoglutarate dehydrogenase complex component E1-like. Gene Ontology annotation, cellular component: oxoglutarate dehydrogenase complex; mitochondrion. Gene Ontology annotation, biological process: tricarboxylic acid cycle. The record is from RefSeq and is a predicted model, not a curated record. Gene Ontology annotation, molecular function: thiamine pyrophosphate binding; oxoglutarate dehydrogenase (succinyl-transferring) activity. NCBI's taxonomy places the organism in Eukaryota, Metazoa, Chordata, Actinopteri, Anguilliformes, Congridae.
UGGGUUGCUUCUCGUUGUCAUUUCCACCAGUCAGGAGACUGAGGAGAGUCGGUAGGAACCGCGGCUGUAGUCGGAGCCGUUAGCCAUAUUCAUUUUGUGGAAAUUAUUUGCAUACUUUCACCUCCCAGACGGCUGGAAAGAGACUUAAAGUAGUGGAAGAAAACAAACGAGGAACGUGAUUGAAGACAAGACAUCCAAGAAGGAGGUUUCCUUUGGAACAUCCGAAAAGGGGGAGAGAGAAAAAAAAAAAAAUAAACCACAUUUUGGAGGAAGAGUUUCUGCGCUCCCCAGUUGUGGAUUUCCCAGGCGGGAGGUGUGUGCUCAAAGACUGCGAUGCACCGCUUAAGGACUUGUGCUUCUCGGCUGAGGCCCCUGACGGCCUCUCAGACUGUGCAGAACGCCACGCAGCCGAGACAGGGGCCGGGCCCAAGGACGUUUCAGCCAAUGAGGUGCUACACUGCGCCUGUGGCUGCUGAGCCCUUCCUCAAUGGCACCAGCUCCAACUACGUGGAGGAGAUGUACUACGCCUGGCUGGAGAACCCCAAGAGUGUGCAUAAGUCUUGGGACAUUUUCUUCCGGAAUGCCAACGCAGGGGCCCCCCCGGGCGCGGCCUACCAGAGCCCCCCCCCGCUGGGCGUCAGCCUGUCGGGGCUGGUGCAGGCGCAGUCUCUGGUGGGGGCCCAGCCCAACGUGGAGAAGCUGGUGGAGGACCAUCUGGCCGUGCAGUCCCUUAUCCGUGCCUACCAGAUCCGUGGGCACCAUGUGGCUCAGCUGGACCCCCUGGGGAUCAUGGACGCCGAUCUGGACUCGUGCGUUCCCACCGACAUCAUCACGUCCUCCGACAAACUCGACCUCGUGGUUUUCAAGAAGCGCCUCAGUGCUCUGACAGUCGGAGAGUCUGAUUACAAAUCCCAUUUUAAGAUUUGUUCGAAAGACUGGGAGUCCGGGUUUUACGGGCUGGAUGAGUCCGACCUGGACAAGGUGUUCCGCCUCCCCACCACCACCUUCAUCGGGGGCAGUGAGAGUGCCCUGCCCCUCCGCGAGAUCAUCCGUCGCCUGGAGAUGGCGUACUGCCAGCACAUCGGGGUGGAGUUCAUGUUCAUCAACGACCUGGAUCAGUGCCAGUGGAUUCGGCAGAAGUUCGAGAAGCCCGGAGUGAUGCAGUUCACUCUGGAGGAGAAGAGGACCCUAUUGGCCAGAAUGGUCCGCUCCACCAGGUUCGAGGAGUUCCUCCAGAGGAAGUGGUCGUCGGAGAAGCGCUUCGGGCUGGAGGGGUGCGAGGCCCUCAUCCCCGCCCUGAAGACCAUCAUCGACAAGUCGAGCGAGAACGGCGUGGAGAACGUCGUCAUGGGCAUGCCCCACAGGGGCCGUCUGAACGUCCUGGCGAACGUGAUCCGGAAGGAGCUGGAGCAGAUCUUCUGCCAGUUCGACUCCAAGCUGGAGGCUGCAGACGAGGGCUCUGGAGAUGUGAAGUACCACCUGGGCAUGUACCACAGGAGGAUCAACCGUGUGACGGACAAGAACAUCACGUCACUCAUGGCCAACCCCUCCCACCUGGAGGCGGCGGACUCCGUGGUGCAGGGCAAGACCAAGGCGGAGCAGUUCUACAGCGGGGACAACGACGGGAACAGGGUGAUGUCCAUCCUGCUUCACGGCGACGCGGCCUUCGCCGGCCAAGGCAUCGUGUACGAGACGUUCCACCUGAGCGACCUGCCGGACUACACCACCCACGGCACCGUGCACGUCGUCGUUAACAACCAGAUCGGCUUCACCACCGACCCGCGCGUGGCGCGCUCCUCGCCCUACCCCACGGACGUGGCGCGCGUGGUCAACGCCCCCAUCUUCCACGUCAACGCCGACGACCCCGAGGCGGUGAUGUACGUGUGCAACGUGGCGGCCGAGUGGAGGGCCACCUUCCACAAGGACGUGGUGGUGGACCUGGUGGGCUACAGGAGGAACGGACACAACGAGAUGGACGAGCCCAUGUUCACGCAGCCGCUCAUGUACAAGCAGAUCAAGAAGCAGAAGAACGUGCUGCAGAAGUACGCCGAGAAGCUCAUCGCCGAGGGGGCCGUCACGCGCCAGGAGUACGAGGAGGAGAUCGCCAAAUAUGACAAGAUUUGCGAGGAGGCUCACGCUCGCUCCAAGGAUGAGAAGAUCCUCCACAUCAAGCACUGGCUGGACUCGCCUUGGCCUGGUUUCUUCACCCUGGACGGGCAGCCCAAGAGCAUGAGCUGUCCCUCCACUGGGCUGCCGGAGGAGGAGCUGGCUCACAUCGGCCAGGUGGCCUCGUCUGUGCCUGUGGAGGACUUCACCAUCCAUGGAGGUCUGAGUCGCAUCCUGAAGGGCCGGGGGCAGAUGAUCAACCGCACGGUGGACUGGGCUCUGGGGGAGUACAUGGCCUUCGGCUCCCUGCUGAAGGAGGGCAUCCACGUGCGGCUCAGCGGCCAGGAUGUGGAGAGGGGCACCUUCAGCCAUCGUCACCACGUUCUUCACGACCAGAAUGUCGACAAGAGGAUCUGCAUCCCCAUGAACCACGUCUGCCCCAACCAGGCGCCCUACACCGUGUGCAACAGCAGUCUGUCUGAGUACGGAGUGCUGGGGUUCGAGCUGGGCUUCGCCAUGGCCAGUCCCAACGCGCUGGUCCUGUGGGAGGCGCAGUUCGGGGACUUCCACAACACGGCCCAGUGCAUCAUCGACCAGUUCAUCUGCCCCGGCCAGGCCAAGUGGGUCCGGCAGAACGGCAUCGUGCUGCUGCUGCCCCACGGCAUGGAGGGCAUGGGCCCUGAACACUCCUCUGCUCGCCCAGAGAGGUUCCUGCAGAUGUGCAACGACGACCCGGACGUGUUCCCCAACAUCACAGAGGACUUUGCCGUGCGUCAGCUCUAUGACUGUAACUGGAUCGUGGUGAACUGCUCCAAUCCCGCCAACUACUUCCACGUGAUGAGGAGGCAGAUCCUGCAGCCUUUCAGGAAGCCUCUCAUCAUUUUCACUCCCAAGUCGCUGCUGCGUCACCCCGAGGCCAAGUCCAACUUUGAUGACAUGCUGACAGGUACUAACUUCCUGCGCAUGAUCCCAGACGAGGGCCCGCCGGCCCAGAAUGCCGAGGGGGUGAAGCGCCUCAUCUUCUGCACGGGGAAGGUUUACUACGAGCUCCUCCGUGAGCGCAAGACCCGGGAGAUGGAGGACACGGUGGCCAUCGCUCGCAUCGAGCAGCUGUCUCCGUUCCCCUUUGACCUCGUCAAGGCGGAGACUGAGAAGUACCCGGGGGCGGACCUGGUGUGGUGCCAGGAGGAGCACAAGAACCAGGGUUACUAUGACUACGUCAAGCCCCGCAUGCGCACCACCAUCAACCGCACCCGCCCCGUCUGGUAUGCGGGUCGUGAUCCGGCUGCAGCUCCAGCCACAGGAAACAAGCACACCCACCUGCUGGAGCUGAAGCGCUUCCUGGACACUGCCUUCAACCUGGACGCCUUCGCCGAGCACAUCUAACCCCCUGCCCUUCCCCGUCCCGUCCCAGGAUACCGCACAAACGCCUCCGUCCCCCUGUCCCGUCCCUCACAGUGCCCCCCCCCCCCCCCCCCCCCCCACGGCGCCCCUCAUCAGCCAGUCAACAGUCAUCGCCUCCUUCACCUCCUUCACAGACAUUACCCCCGUCUCUCCCCGUGAGCAGUCCUUCCCCCCGGAGGACUGCCGUUUCCACUGUAGAUCACGAUCAAAUGCACACAUCUGCUCCAUAAAUACAGACGCCAUGAUACCGUGUCUCCCAUUCUUUAUUCCCUUCCCCGGUUCCUGUUCUUUUACAGUGUCUGUCUGUUACCGGUGACCUUUUUUUUUUUUUUUUUUUUUUUUUUUUUCUUCUUCUCUGGUUCUUCACCCUUAUAACCAAAGCUCAUACCGUACCUGUGAGGUAACACCUUAGAGAGUAGUGCUUGUGAUUUUUUAUAUUUUAGUGCAGAUAGUGUCUCCUGAAGCCAUGGGGAGUUACUGUUGUUAUUCGUCACAAGCCUCAGACCACAGACGCUUUCUCUGGUGGCAAGGCUGCAGGGGAUUCUGGGAUGGGUGAUGUCACAGUGCUCCCGGUGCAUUUCACCGGUCCUGCAGACGACUGCUGUUCUGCUCUUAGUGCAAACAAUAAAACUCACCCCCCCCCCCCCCCCCCCCCCCAAUUCCGUAGGGCUUUCCCCCUCGCAGAAGCGCAGAAGCUACUGAAGUCUAACUUUCCUCAGAAAUAGGUUUCAUUUGUUCUGAUUGAUUUCAUUUACUUGCGUAUCCUUUUUUUAUUUUUUUAUUUACCGUUAGUAUGAGCUCGGCACUUCAGAAGAGGCGUGGAAGUCUCUGCGUUCUCCUUUGAGGUUCUUGCCAGCGAUACAUUUAUCUUCUCUCCUUGCACUGCUGCUCGUUAGAGCAUCUGAAAUUUUAAUGAGGGUAAAAUGUGAAUUGACUUUUAGGAUGACUGCACUGUAUCUAUACGUUAGGUAUAUUGACACUAGAGGUGCCGUUUGUACGUUAAUAUGAAUGUUGGAGCAUUCGGGGCGAUGGCUUCUCCUGCUUUCCCCGAGUUUAAACUGACCACUUCUCUCCUCUGCCUCUCACCAGCUCAAACAAAACAGUUUUAUUUUGAAAGUUUGUGGCAUCUGCCCUUCAUCUUUCUCCCUUCCCUUUCUCCCUCUCUCACUACCUCCCUCUUCGCUUUUCUCUCCGGUGCCAAAAGAAAAAUGAUACUUUUUAACGGAUUAGGAAAAUUAAAAGAUUACUAGGAGAAAGGUGGGGAAAAAGAAAUCAACGGUCGUUCUGAAAGAAGUAGAACUUUCUAGAAGCAAGAUGAAUGGGGGGAAAAAAGGAAGCAUUAUUUGGAACUCUGGGACGAAGCAUCCAAGUUAUUUAUUUUCAAAAUGGGUGAUUUCGCGUUUUUUCCGCUAUUAUUUUGCUGCAUUCAAUAAAGACAUUACCUUCUCA